Molecule: messenger RNA, 5355 nt
Organism: Porites evermanni
Lineage: Eukaryota; Metazoa; Cnidaria; Anthozoa; Scleractinia; Poritidae
Source: the annotation of a GenBank genome assembly
UUUUUGUUUAGGUUUGCGAAGCGGUAUAUAAAGAUUCCAUGGUUUCAAGGUCAGAGUAUGUUUAAAGUCUUCGCAACAUUCGCCUUGAAAUCGCGGAAGUCAGUUCGUGAGACCCUCUAUUUCUUCCUGAAGACCUUCAUACAUGGUAUCGCUUUAUCGCACGCGAUGUGUUUACAAUAAACUGAAGACAAAAUUGUACAGUGUAAGUCAAGAGAUACGACACUGGUUGUAAGUUUGAUUGAAUCAUGUCGUAAGCCUACCGUAAAGACGUUGCAUGCGAUUAAGCUGUUGCAUGUAAACGGGGCUUAAAACACUGGGCCGGAAGUGAAUACUACAGCUGUACAAGAUGGUCACGAUUGGUUGGAGUUCUAAAUCACAUGACUGUCAUGUGUAGAGAAAAGCGCGCCAAAAGCCAAGAUGAUGAACGAACAACAGAAGUAUAUAACACAGGAUAACGACGAAUUUCUAUGAGCUGCAGUGAGUAUUUGCUUUAAAGAUUUUUUAUCCCGUUUUAAUAAACCUUUAGACAAACAUUGAGCCGUGAGUAUCCAAAUAUUGAAGUGGCUGAUGUAGAAACAAAAGGGGUAUUGUUUUUACCUCCCUUAUAAAGCAAUCACAAGGCAUCAGACACGUGAUAAGUUGACUGAAACAGCACUCGUGUGCAUAUGAAACAAUACCGUCGUCAAAGUGAGAGAACCCACGUGAGUACACUUCGAGAGUACGUUUACUAAGGAACGUUUACUAAGAAGCUUUGAGCUUUCCUUUGAAAAAUAAACUGUGUAGGAAUACCUUUUCAAACGCAUCACUCAGGUAGGUAUGAAAUCCUCGCAGCUGAUUGUUCAUUUGACAUUGCGAUGGUCAACGUUACGAGAAAGAAACAGUUAACUUCGCGCAUAAAAUCUCAGUGAUCGGACAUAUUAAACAGCGAAAGCACGCCCAUCAAAAAUCCAAGACACUGACUUUCAUCCUAAAGGCCCGAAGAAGUGACAAAAUAGCAGUUACUGGCUGUAACUAAGUAGGAAUCUCAAUUUAGGCAGGCGUGAGGUCCAAAGACAUUCAAACUUCACAUUUACGUUACUGUUUAAAUUGCUCUCCAUUUCAAUUGUUUUUCGUUUUUUCUUCAAUUUCACACAGAGUUCAGAGAAGAUCAUGGCAGAUCGAAGGGAAAACAACAGUUUUAAUGUAAGUAUCGGAACACGCGACUUUUUAAAAAAAGUAUUUUACUCAUGGUGUGAAUGACCAAUGUUGCCACAAACUGAAAAUGUCGCUACAAAUUUGUUGCAUUUGAUCUAAUAAUCAAUCUUGCUUUACUGUACAAACACUUGUACCACGAUAUGAUAAAUUGAACUUUCGCAUUGUUCGGUAAAAGAGUGUGGAAACGAAUAGAAAGCUACAUUUAUAACUACAUAUGCCUAAAACUGGAACACGAGUCGCCGCCUUGAUUCUGCUUUGUGUGCUACUGUGUAGAGUGUAUUAGGAGGUGACAAUCACCAUUCAGUCUCUGCAUGAAAACAUAUCCACUUAAGAUAAAUUUACGUUUUGAUUGAUCUUUGGAUAAAUUCCCAGAAUGUGAUUAUUUGUAGUUCGUAAAAGGUACUGUCUUGUUUGUUUGCUUUUGUUAUUGCACAUUUUACACCAAAAAAUGCUAAAAGAUAAAAUAUUUUAGACAACUACGCAAAUAUUUUAACAAAUUUUUUCUGCGUAUGGUAGCUUGCGUACUGAACAGCUCAAUGCUAAUUCUCGCUUUCUCUUUAAUUUUAGGAGCUGCCCAACAUAGGGUAAGUCAAUAGCUACCGGUACUUAGGAGUCAUUCCAAAAAUAAUUUAAUGCACAUUAAAUUGGGUCUCCCUCAUAGAGUCUAGCCUUUCCUAGGAAUAGCUAUACAUCUUCAGUUGGACUCAAACAAAUUAGCUGUUUUUCAAACGAAAUCAUUGAAAAAGCUUCUGUUGUGUAUCAACGGAUACUAGAUGUCAUGAACACAACUAACAAUCAUGCAUGUAAAUAAAGUGAUCACAUUUGAAAGUGUAAUAAGGUUUGCAAGGUAUUAAAACCUGAGCUAAACAAAACAAAAUACUUAUGCGAGUCAUAUAUAUGGUUUUGUAAGGUUAUUAAAAUUGUAGGGCCAUGAUACACUGUUACAGUAUAGUAUUGUCAAAACUUGUGGUGUAAAAUCAAAUUCCUUUACAGUGAUCAUGAAAUAUAAUUCAGUUAAAUUUUGAGUCAAGAAAUCACAAACAGGCCCUUCUGUGUAUUCAGGUUGACUCACUAGUAAUAUUGAUAAACGUUUAUUGUGCAAAUAUUAGACAUGUUUGAGCAGGUGUGUAACACCCAAUGUAUGUAUAUUGUUAACCUGGUAAUUAGUGUACGAUUUAUAACAGUUUGCAGACUAACUGUAAGAGUAGACAUCUGAAGAAAUUAGCUCUUAGCCCAGGCCUUGAAGGAGUCACAUCACAAUCCAAACAUCUUCUAAAUCCUUUACCCCUUUUAAACCUUCCACACAUUCUGGACACAAGCACCACAACAUUAAAAGGCAUGCAUGCUCAUUGCAAGUUACUAUUUUGAGGAAAGCAAAUUAGGUACAAGAUUCCUCACUACAAAAACACCACUGACCACUAUUUUGGACACAAGUGACUCUCUGAACAGGAUAUUAAACAAAAUACUGUCACCAAAGAUGAACACAUGCACCUGUUCCAUAAUGUUGCAAUAAUAUGAACAUUACUUACCCUCAGACUUCAUCUUUGUUGCCUUCCAGGUUUCCCCAAGAUCCAAUUUCUUCCCUAGAGGUAACAAAAGUUUUCUUUAAUGAAUGGCUUUCUUAAAGAUUAACCAGGAAUAUUAUUAAUACACAUACACUUUAAAGGUCUAGUCAUGAACCGAGAUAUUCAAAUCAGCAACAAACAACUAUUACAGCAAAACCCUAAUUAAAACGAUGAAAUGCCUGGGGACUGAGAGAAUGUGUUCAUUACUCUCAAGGUAAAGCUACACAAGUCAUGAAGCUCACCAUUGGCUAGGGUUAAUCCAAGGUUCUGUAGCACAAAGCACCUAUUAUGUAUCUGAUCUGGCACAAGAGCUGUCUAUAUAAGCGAGAACAUCUUAGACUAAACCGGUGAUUUUACCAUGUGAAUGCAGUGUGAACUUCAUUCUAGAACAACACUUAUUAUGAAAUCAUUCCUGACCAGUUUCAUGUAAACAGACCAUAAGAUGACAACAUGACAGCAAGGCUUGAACUUGGAACAACAGUUCCAAAACUCAAGGUGUUACUUUACCACCCAGUCACCAUGCCUCCACAGACACCCCAGUGAGGGCAUCGUACACCCUGUAGGCAAAUCAAUUUCCCAGUCCCUAAUUGCACUUCAGGGUUAAACUGAGCAAAAGGAUAGUACUCUUCUGAAAAUAAUUCAACUACAAACACCACCACACAUUACAUUGAAUUCAAAAUACUUAUACAAGAUUUGGAACGAAAGAGAAGCAGUACUUAUGUGCAAAAAAUGUCUUAAAAUGGAUGCUUUUAUCAGCCCCCUGCUCAGAAUACUGCAAUUAUUUAAGGGUAGGGGGCAGGGGCAGUGUUUACAUGCUGCAUAUGAGUGUUGCAGUUAAUACAUGCAUGACUUUGACACCAGUAUGAAUUUCACACAUUUCUCUUAUGCAGCUUGGAGAGCAUCAUGAAAGGGUCGGCACUGAAGAAAUGAGGUAGUAAAUUAUUUAUUGUUAUCUAAAGCUACAUGCAAAAAAUUAAUGUGUGGGAAUGUUAAGACAACAGAGAACCUCAUUUUGCUUAUUUCUUCCAGUGAUGCUAAGAUCCAGUGGCUUACUUUUAGUUAUUAUUAGUCUUUGCAUUUUUAAGCAUUUCCAUAUAUUCAUGGUCGAGGGCAGGUCCUUAGUUAUUUUUAACAUGCUGUGUAUAGCCUGGCACAACUUUUGCAGGCAAGUAAAGCUUUUCAAAAUUCAACUAUGUACCGCACAUUUAAAUGUAAACAUGAACAGGACAUGUUUUAUUGCACAAAGUGUCAGGUUUUCUUUAAUUUUACUACAUCAGCUUAGAAAUUCUAAUUUUGCUUUUCGUUAAUAGAGAAAAGGAAAAUUAUCCCAUUAUUUACUGCCUUUGAAGGUUUGGCCUAGCUAGUUAUUUGAGCUUAUGAGGAACCAAUAUUUUCUCCUGUCCUGAAUUCAGUAGAGAUGGUUAUUCCAUUUUUAAAACCCUUUGUGGCUACCUUCCAAUUUUCCAGCUUUGCAUCAAGCAGUAAAAAUGUAUGCAAAAACUGAAGCUAAAUUACUUUUCGGUGCAAGAAGGAAAAACAGAGUGACUGCCCUCUAUUCCCCAGUCAAAAAUAGAAUAUUCCCCCCCUACAAAAGAAGGUAAGAUGGGUGAUGCCAAAUCCAUCUAUGUAUGAAACUACAGUUGACCGUCCAUUAAGCGGUCACCUAUUAAGCAGCCACUCUCUAUCAAGCAGCCAGUAAUCAUAGUCCCGAAAUAAAAUUGUAGAAAAGAAUGGGAAAUUAAUAAGCAGCCACCUUUUGGCCACCCCAACAAGAAUUCACCCAUUUUUGUAACCGUGUAACUAUCCCUUAUUCGGGUCCACAACUACAAAUGUACAUGUAUUUUUACUCAAGAGCUGGUGGAACCAGACCUUGAGGUAACUUGGGGGGGGGGGGGUUAGAAAAAUUGCCAAAGCAAGUAGUAGUUUGCCUCAGCCAUGGGGGCCUCGGCUCUUGGCAAAAAGUAAGGGGGGGGGCCCCCAGGCCCCCCCCUUUGAUCCGCCCCGUUCAGGGUACACUUAAAGUGCAUGGCUUCCCAAACUUUCCUUACACACUUUUAAACUUUUUUUGUCAUAACUUAAAAUUCAAAUUAAAAAAACACGAAAGUGUUAUUAAAUAACACGCCACCUUUUGCCCACCCCCAUCAGAAUUCCCCCUUUGUGUUAACGGGUUUACUCCCCAUUAUCGGGGCCCACAACGAAAAAUGGAGUUUUAUUUGUUCGGAAGGCGGGGGGGAACCAGUCUUGGGGGUAAGUGGGGGGGGGGGGGGUUAGAAAAAUUGCCAAAGCAAGUAGUAGUUUGCCUCAGCCAUGAGGGCCUCGGCUCUUGUCAAAAAGUAAGGGGGGCGGCCCCCAGGCCCCUCCCUUAGAUCCGCCUCUGUCAGGUUACAUUUAAAGUGCAUGACUUGCCAAACUUCUCUGACACACUUUUAAACUUUUUUGGUCAUAACUUAACAUUCAAGUGAUACAACAACGUACGUGUAAUUUAAAACACUUUGCAUUUUAUCUCCACAUUAGGCCUCGGCAAGAUCAAGCAUACUACUCGUACCUUUUGGAACUACUGUUUACAAAUAAUGAGAUGGUAAGUUCUAUUAUGUAG